Molecule: messenger RNA, 3538 nt
Organism: Ciona intestinalis (vase tunicate)
Lineage: Eukaryota; Metazoa; Chordata; Ascidiacea; Phlebobranchia; Cionidae
Source: RefSeq, a predicted model, not a curated record
AUAAGGAUAAGCUUGUAGGGUAAACUUAGGGUAAAGAAUCAAUCAACUCGAUGUCGGAGGUGUCAGACUCGCCGUCAAAGGGGGACAGCGAUGAAACUCAAACCUCCCAAGAUACCUUUGUGUGCAACUCUGCUGGUUGUAACCAGAAGUUUGCAAGUGCAAAGGAAUUGGAAGUGCACAAGUGUAAGCACCAAAUGACACUUAAACUUGGACCAACCAAAGCCAGCAAUCUGUCGGAUGUAUUGCCAAUAGAUCAAACUCCAACUCCAACAAGAUUUUUACAGUUUGGUAACCAAAUGGGAUUAUUUGAGGAACUGAACCCGUUUGACCGUGAAUUUAAAACUGCUCAGAAAGAGACACUGACAAGCAAACAGCGACGCACGGCAAAUGUGGUCCAUCAACUGCAAGCGAUGAACAACUCAACGAAAAGUAAAACUCCGACAACUCCUAAUACUGACGCCAACAUGUUCCAGCAACCUGUCCAUGUGAUCACCCUUACUCCUUCUCUGUCAUCUCCCGUUGGUAACUUACCUGUUGGAGGGGGUCAGUUCUUUGUGCCCCCACUUCUCCCUUCACCCCAGGGGUUGAUACCAGCAUUACCGGGUUACACAGCCUCCUCACCCAUGUCCGUGCCCGUCAGCAUGCUCAGUCCCUCCAUUAUGCCAUUUGCACCAGGUUUAUUGCCAAUGCAUGGAAUGUCACCAGGUAUGAUGGCAGAUGCACAGAGGGCAUUGACAAAGGCUAUGUUUGCUGCUGUAGUAUCAGCAUCAUCACCAACAACUUCCAAUGUUCCACUACUAACCAACCCACAAGAUGCUUACAACAACAACAACACAAGUAUAUCUGAUGCUGCGUCGCAGCCAAUUAUUGGCAACACAAACGCAAAUCUUCCAAGGACCGGUUCCCUUCCUUCAGUAGCUUACGUUAAACAAGAGAGGCCGCAAUCUAAUUCGUCGGUUAAAAGUGAAUCAACCAAUCAGAUGUCAGAAGUUUCUCCACCCCUGCCAGCCCACCAAUCACAGGCGAUGAUGCAUGAAAAUUAUUUACAAAGCCAAUCAAUGGUCAUGCCUCCCUCAGUAAUGGUUCAUUUACCAAAUGGUCAAACCACUUGUAUAGGUAUCCCAACCACUUCCCCACCAAUGGCUGCUGGUAUGGUGGAUCUUACUAGCUCAAUCACCAUGCCAACUAUGUCCAAUCCUACCAUGCAACAAGCACUGAACAAUCAUCAGCAAGCCAACCACCCAACUCUAUCUAUGAAAAGUAGUUCCGAGUUUGGCAGCAAUUCCAACUUGCUUGAUGCAAAGCAGAAACUUAAAGAAACUCUAAAAAGCAACAACCCAGCUCUGCAGCAUGCAAUCACCACUCAAUCCAUGCAGAGUCAUAAUUCCUCUGACGAAACUUACGAUGAUUCUUCUUUCUUCCAUCAGAUGUCAGUAAACUCCUCUAACAACUCAUCCUCGGAUCAACCAAAACGAAGGCGAGGGAGGCAGCAACAAGAUGUUGAUCCGGACAUAAAGAGGCAGCGAUUUCUGGAGCGAAACAGAGCAGCUGCAUCAAGGUGUCGGUCAAAAAAGAAGAAUUGGGUUGUUGGUUUGGAGAGUAAAGCGAAGACACUUUCACAAACCAACGUUAUGCUACAGAACGAAAUAACGCAGCUGAAGGACGAGAUUGCAUCAUUGAAACAACUUCUGCUUUCUCACAGGGAUUGUCCAAUAACCAAAAUGCAACAGCAGAGCAUGGCAAUGGCUGGUAUCAACCUUAACCUGGAGCCUUCCACUACAACAACCACCACUUCCACCAACAACAGUGGUGUAAAGUCAGAGAAUAUGCCCGAAAAUUACCACCAGUCCUUAACAUCAUCCUUAUCCUCAAAUUCACUUGAUGAAAAUUACCAUAAUCCUAACAGUCAGUCCAGCCAGCAUCAGCAGCAGCCGCCAGUUUCCAGUGGUCAGUUAUACGCCGACCUCAUGUCCUCAUCUAACACUGCCACCUCGUGACGUGCAGCUGUGGUCUUUAUAUAAUUUCUAUUAUUUUAUCUCUUGGCGAACUCUGGUACACGCCGCAGCACUGCAAGUCAGGUCACUGCGCGAAGUUGUGUGAAAAAUGCAUUACCUAAACCCUGAUAUAAUACUAUAAAGCGCAGAAACUUUAUUUCGCCACCCAUGUUCCACAGUUGGGUUGAAACAGCUUUAUAAAUAAGCCGCUUUAUGUUCCAUUAUAAAAAAAACUCUCAAGCAUAGCUCAACAUUCCACCUCUGAACGUUGUAAACGUCAUUGAACAGGCAAGCUACUCACUGGUGCACACCUAGCAGUUUCCAAACUUUUUCAUAUAAAAAAUUCAAAGAUAAUUGCGAAAAUUUUGAUUCUCCUAAAUUUGCUAACUGCAUCAGUGGCAGCUUUGCCUCAAACAACUAACCCUAUGUAUUAGGUAGUACACCAUGACUGCCUUAAUCAGUUUUAUGUUUUAUAUUUGAAAAUAGAGUUAUAUAUAUAAGUAGCAAGAAACCUAAACCCUAAAUUCCGAAGAAGUCUGUCUACGUGCAAGGCUUACAAAUGUACUGCUACUUUUUUACAGCUGGUAUAACAAAUUGAUGUGUUGCUUUCGAAACCAUAACAGCUAUAAAAACAAAGUUCAUACUAAAAAUCUUUUUAGUACAACCUGUAAACCUUUAUAACAAUUUUAUAAAUUGACUGGAAUAGUACAGCUCAUUUUAACGAACAAUUUGUAAACAUUGCAAUUUUAUGUAAAAUUUUUAUUCGGUACAAACUCUAUGCUCUGAUGUAAACGCUAUGCUCUGAUGUAAUUAACAAUUUUUAUUGCCCAGCAUUGCGCAAAAAUUUUUGGACAAAUUGAGCUUCCAGUUAUAAGUUUCACUGACUCGUAAAAUUCUCAUUUUCUGUCCAUAGUAUUCGUAUUGCAUGUGCUUGUACUAACAUCGUUGUGUAUAGUGUCGCAAGUUCCACCAGUAAGCUUUUGUUUACCACCACUCGUAAGUAUUACACACUUGAUUUUAUCCCAAUUUAAAACAGUUCCGUAGCUACUAAAGUCAUUACCACCAAACAAAUAAGAAAUGCACUUGUGGUGUAAUGGCUUGGUGGUCAUGGUCAAAUGAGCGCCUUUUUACCAAUGCCAUGAUUUUUUAUUUUGCCAAAGCUUUCAGGUUUGGUAAAAUGUCCUAAAGUUUUCAUUAUCAAAUAACAUAUUUUUGUCCAACAUUUCUUUAAAUUAAAACAAUAACUUUCUGUUCUUUUGACCACAACUUUUACGUGCCCUGUUUUUCUUUGCAAAACUGUGCACUGUUGCAAUUGACCCUUGUUAUAUUAACAACCGGGUACUUUUAAACAGAUUUUACCAAACUUUAUCGUUUUACAAAAUAUUUUAUUCAGAAUCUUUAAUACCCUGGUUUCUCAGUCACCCGAGUGGUCUUCUAUUUUUAUUAUUUUCAUGUGAACUUUUAGUUUUUUUCUUUUCCUACGUCUGUAAAUAUAUGCACAAUGUUUCGCCUAUAUCGCUAUUAACACUAUCAAUGCCUUCUUA